GUACAGUAAGCUGUCAAGAGCUUGUUGCUCAAAGCUGUGUAAUGUCACAAAGUGAUGGCCGUAGCAAAAUGACGUCGCGGUAGUUUUUCCGAAACACUCAAGCUACCGUUUCGCUCACCGUCCAGCGGUUGUCGAGCGCUCGUCUCGGGUUUGCUCCGACUCGCCGCGUCCGAGCCGUGUGGCCCCGGUGUGGAGCCCCCUCCCGCGGCACCCCCGACCCCUCCCACCGGCCCCGCGGGCAGCGGUUCAUCCGCGGCGAUGAGCUCUCCAAUAUAAGUGCCUUUAAGAAGAAAUCCUCAGCUUGAAGUUGGAGGAAAGCUUAUUUUUCCUCUGGGGCCAGAAACAACAUCUGGGGCCGUUAUUUUGCACACCAUCAAAGCAGGUUGAUGGUAUAAAAAAAGCAUCUGGUCUCGCAUAGUUCCCAAAGAAAAUCCAGCGAGAGCUCGUGUAUGACGGAUGGGCACUCUCCAAGCCCCGCGACCUUCCUUGUGAUCCCUCUUACUCUGGCUCAUGGAGGACUCAUCAACUUGUUUUAGGAGAGGACUGUGAUCGGCCUUCCGCUUGCUGCACCUCGAUUGUCUUAUAAAAACCAGUUUAUGAUCGAAAACCUUUGGACAUGGCGUCGGGGAGAGACACAAAAUGGCUGACCCUGGAAGUGUGUCGCCAGUUUCAGCGAGGAAACUGUUCACGCAGCGAUGAGGAGUGCAAAUUUGCCCACCCGCCAAAGAGCUGCCAAGUGGAAAACGGGAGGGUCAUCGCCUGCUUCGACUCGCUAAAAGGUCGAUGUUCGAGAGAGAACUGCAAGUACCUUCAUCCGCCUUCGCACUUAAAGACCCAGUUGGAAAUAAACGGGCGCAACAAUCUCAUUCAGCAGAAGACGGCAGCUGCAGUGCUCGCCCAGCAGAUGCAGAUUAUGAUCCCGACAGCCAGCCUGCAGUCGGUGGGUCUUGGCGCUAACACCAGUCUCGGCUACGGGUCCUACUUGACACCCCUGAGCCACGGGAUGGGCCUGCUUCCCACAGACAUCCUCCCGAGCAGCCAGGUUCUGGUUUCAGGGAGCCCACCUGUCACGGUUCAGAGCUCACCUUCUUCUUCCUCCUCUUCGCCCUCUCAGAAGCUCCAGCGCACUGACAAGCUGGAGGUGUGUCGGGAGUUCCAGCGGGGGACCUGUGCCCGGGGGGAGACCGACUGUCGCUUCGCCCAUCCCAGCGACAGCCCCAUGAUCGACACCGUCGACAACACGGUCACCGUUUGCAUGGACUACAUCAAGAGCCGCUGCAGCCGCGACAAGUGCAAGUAUUUUCACCCGCCUGCGCACUUGCAGGCCAAAAUUAAGUCCGGUCAACAUCAGACAGCCAUGGCGGCCCAGGCCACAGCUGCAGCCGUGACUCAGUCGACUGCCAAAGCAAUGAAGCGACCCCUCGAGGCAACUGUAGACCUGGGCUUUCCGCACAGCAUCCUGCAACCGCUACCAAAGAGAGCAGCUCUGGAGAAGAGCAACUGGGCCAGCUCCCUGCUCAGCCCCAGUUUGUUGCACUACCAGCAGGCUUUGGCCAACGCGCAGCUGCAGCAGCCCACGGCUGCGUUUUACCCCGCAGGGUCUGUUUUGUGUAUGACGCCUGCAAAUAGCGUCGUCCCCAUGAUGUACAGUGCUACGCCUGCUAGUGUCGCUGCAGCAACUUCUCCCGCCACAAGUGUCCCCUACGCAGCAACAGCGCCAGCCAAUCAGAUCAUUCUCAAGUAACCCCCAGAAACGGGACUCAGUGGCGCAAAGAUCCAGAGCAGCCCGUGUGUACAUACCGCGUUCACGGCACACGUCAUCCGCAGCGAGCUGCAUGCUGAUCGAGCAUCAGUGGAGUAACAUCGCCGCAUACAGUACGGUAUCCCGUUAAGGAUUGUACGCGUCACACCACACGACCCUAUGCAUGGACGUGUACAUGCAUUCGCGACUGUAAAUCAUCCGCGUUGUAUUCCUUCCCGACGCAACUGGGGAAAAAGUUAACACAAGAUAGUCAGAACCAUAUAAACAGCAAUGUACUGAAAGAUUCUAACAGAUAGAAAACGUUAGCUGAUAUUGUAACGAUGUAAAUAGUCACGUCGGAUGUGUGUACGUCAUGGCGGUGCCCAAUGUAUCGGGGUCACAGCCAUGUUAGAGAUUGUUCACUUUCCAUGAAUGCAUUGUUUCUUUGUAACGGUAACGAUUGUUCAACCUAGUGCCAGAUUCAAAUUAUUUUAUUAGCGACUAGCGAAAAAGCACUUAUUUUAAAUUAUAUCGAGACGGCCCUGAGUGUACAGGCUUUUACCCACAGUGAGCAGUGCUCCUCCACCUGGUGUGCCUUUGCAUUGCAUCGAAAGUCUGUUAGCCAGUGUCGACCCGAUCAAAUGUCAUUCACCAUCACCCUCACCCCCCCAAAAAAAAUAACAAUAUUUGAAUGAUGGGUCAGAAUUAUUGGCAUUUUCCAUAAGCGUUAGUUUAUUCAAUGUACAGUAUAUUCAAACUGAAGCGUGAUCUACGAGGACUGAACCGUUAUUGUAACCGCUCGGUCUUAUUUGAAUGUUACAAGUGCCUAAAGAGUUGUCAUAUUUAAGCGGCUUCGAACGACAUUGUCCUGUAUUUAAAAAUAAAAAAGAAAGAAAAAUCUGAUCUAGAAAGACGUGAGCGCGUCUUAAAUGCAUUGUGAAGACUUUUAUGAGUAUUUAUGUUCCCCUCAUUAAGAAUUAUUACCUGCGCUCUUAUUUUAUUUCGUAUUUAAGACGACUGUAGUCCCGCCGCGUUUCCUUUUCAACAACGUUUCUUAGAUAGUUGAAUGUGCCACUGAUUUAGAAGAAUUUCAAAGGAUGUAAAGUGUGGUUUAUUUCGACAAAAUGGAGGAUGUUCUAUUAAAUAUGGCGAUACAUUUUUAUUCCGGGUUUCGGGUUUUACAGACUUAACGGGUUCACGAGGGAUGGGCAUUUAACUGUCUUUUCGUUCAUCAACCAUCAGGAAAAUUAACAUUUGAUUAGUUAAUUAAUAUUUCUGACGAUUCUAAUCUCCUGUUUCCAUGGCAAUGUCGAAUUGAGCAGAGGGAUGCAAUACCGUACUUGACGCCUGUGUGGCCCGGAUCAACUUGUCAUAGAUGACGCCUGUGUGGAGUUUGCAUGUUUUCCGAGCACUCCGGUUUCCUCCCACAUCCCAAAAACAGGCGACAUUAAUUGGACACUCUAAAUUCCCCCAUAGAUGGGAUUCUGAAAUUGCCCCAAGGUGUGAUUCUGAGUGCAACUGUCUCCAUGUGCCCUGCGAUUGGCUGGCAACCAGUUCAGGGUGUACCCCGCCUCCUGCCAUUGACAGCUGGGAUAGGCUCCAGCACUCCCUGUGAUCUUUGUGAGGAUAAGCAGCUAAGAAAAUGGAUGGAUGGAUGUUAAAAAUAAUGGUUCACGUAUCCUCCUUAAAAGAUGAUCCCGAAAGAUAUUUUCUACGCUCAACUCCUCAAAACGCUGUCAGGGCCAGCAAUCGUAAAUCUAAAAGCAGUCCAAUAUUCACAAACAAAAAUCAUUAUCUGUGUGGGCGGAGACUCAUAAGUGUCGGUCGAGAUAUUAUGUGUGCACUGUGGUGUGUUUUUCCAACUCGAGGACUCCACACAUGAUAAGAGCAAUAAGGAGUGUUUUUUUUUUUCCCCUCGUCGUAGGCGGUGGAGUCGCACGUUUUAAUAAUCCGUUGGCACGGACAAAAAUCGGUCGGCAUGUACUCCGCUUGAGACAGCACUUCAUUUUGUCUCAAACGCUUCAAGACCCGAUUAAAAAGGUUAAUUACACACAAUUCUUGAUCAUUUAAUUGAUUCAUAUGCCCAUCCUUGGUGUCCAGUGUUUUUUAAUUAUUUUUUUUUUACAUGACUACGUUUGAUCAAUUCAGACAAUCGAUUAAGAUGUUCUAUUAUUUCCUCACCACGAUGUAAUUUUUGUUCCGAAUUCUUAGACUUUAAUGCUAAUGUAUGAACUGUAAUUCCGGCCCUACAAACCGUGACUUUCUUCAAACGUUUUCAACCCUGCAGUUUAUGGAGUGAUGCGGCGCUAGCAUUUGCGGACCUGGUUAUAAGCCUCGGUACACAGAAGCGCUAGCACCAUGCUAACGCAAGCGCUGCGCUAAUGCUAGCGCCAUGCUAACGCUUGCGCCCCGCUAAUGCUAGCCCUGUGCUAACGCUAGUGCCACGCUAGCCUUAAACUUUUUCUGUGUACCGAGGCUUAUAACCAGGUGCACUCCGUAGGCCGGUAAUUACGGUACAUGUAACAUUAACAGCGAGAACAUGCCAGAACUUAUUUUUUUCCAGGGUUGUAUGUAUGUAAGGGGUGGGAUGUAACCUCUUACAAGAUGACUUUUGUUGAGAUUCCUAUAAAAAAAAAAAAAAAAUUAAAAAACAUAAGGAGUGAUUUCAUUCGCCUCCCACAAGUUGUCAUUUGUUGUUCAGAGUCUCGGGAGAAAAAGACGAUAGAAUUGUUUGCGUAACAAAGUGCAUUGCGCGUCCCAGUGUAAUAACCGUUCACCUUUGAAGUCGUCACAAACUUAAGGAUGUCCGUCGUCGCUGUGAUUGUACCGUUACGUACUUCAUCUUACAGUAGAAGCAUCCAGUGCAUCGUAACACUUUUGGCUACGUUGGUGUGAAUUUUAAGUCGACAUACGGCAGCAAAACCUAAUCCAGUUAUUGAAUCCAUCAAAACAAAACUGCAACCUUUAGAUUGAGGACAUCUUGUGUGAAACAAUUUAUUUCGAGCACUUACACAGCAGUCAUGAUAACGGAAAUGUUGCUAUUUUUGAUUGUGAUUGUUGCCUUAUUAUUAUUAUUAUUAUUGAUCGACACCUAUGUUUGCAUUUAAUUCCAUUCUGCUUGUCGAAAGAGAAGACGCACAACUCUGGGAAAUGAUGUCCGACGGCGGCUAAAAACGUCACACGGCCCUUAGGAAUGCUUUAUAAUGAUGUCGUACUGCUAUAAAUGGUUGCAUUAAUAUUGAUUUGAUCCAUCAGUGGGCCUAACUUUAAACUUGUCCUCAUUUUCUCAUAUGAUAGUGAAGCUUAUUUUACAGUGUAUAAUUAUCCGUUUCAUGUGAAUAGUGAUUUCUAAAGUCUAUUAAAAAAAUAUAAUAUUGUCAAUAAACACUGUCAAUUAAAGGCAAUUUUGUCUUCUGCUGUUUAUUUUAUUUUAUUUUACAAUGUAUUUGUGUCAUACCUAAAAAUUUUUACAUUUUUAAACAUUGUAAAUUAAUUGUUGUCACACCCAGGUCGACAUAUGUACUCAAACUCACAAUUGUAACAGAAGUAACACGUUUAAAUGUAGUAAAAUGUGGGUUUUUUUAAAUAUUUUAAACCUUAAGUUUACUUAUUACAUUUGAACACUAUGAAAAGACACUUUUCAUUCACUAUCGAUCAUGACCCAGCAUUUUCACAAGAUUUUUUUUUGUGCUUUUUUUCUUUGGUGUAUAUGCACAAUUCUGACGAUUAUAUAUAUAUAUAUAUAUAUAUGUAUAUAUUACAUUUCAUGUUCAAGCACGAUGUCAAUACAUCCUGUAAUGGUGAAAUGUGAUUAAUAAAGACGACCAUUCUCAAAUUUG
Molecule: messenger RNA, 5580 nt
Organism: Syngnathoides biaculeatus (alligator pipefish)
Lineage: Eukaryota; Metazoa; Chordata; Actinopteri; Syngnathiformes; Syngnathidae
Product: muscleblind-like protein 2a
Exons: 10
Coding region: 617-1744 (375 amino acids)
Molecular function (GO): metal ion binding
Source: RefSeq, a predicted model, not a curated record